Molecule: messenger RNA, 1381 nt
Organism: Saprolegnia diclina VS20
Lineage: Eukaryota; Oomycota; Saprolegniomycetes; Saprolegniales; Saprolegniaceae
Exons: 2
Coding region: 1-1338 (445 amino acids)
Source: RefSeq, a predicted model, not a curated record
AUGAGCUUGAGAAAGCUCAUGGUCCCGAGGUGGACCAAGCGCUGGCUCGGCCUCUCUUACCUCGGUGCUUCGAUGGGUGCGAGUAUCUGGUUCCUCGAUAUUGUCGGUCCGGGUCUCGCCAACGACCUCUUCUGGCCCGGCUUUGACCCCACGUCGGCGCAGACAUACCUCAUCGACGUCUUCAACCGCCACCUCAGCGCCUCCAGCGCCUCGGAGAUUGACCUCUUUGACCCCAGCGAGGCCAUUCUCAAGACGUACGGCCUUCCGUCGACAACUGCGUUCGCGAAACCCACGUACCCUCGGAUGCGAACCCUGGUCGAGUACACGUCGGUGGCCGAUGCGAUAAUUGGUUUUCAGUCGCUCGAUCCCGGCUACGUCUUCAACUUGAUGACGCUGUACUGCUGGGCCGACUUUGAAAAGCGAUGGGAGGUCGCUCAUACGGCGGCGCGUCAAGCGCGAUGUGCCGAUACGAUGGCGGACAACGGUGCCGUGUACCUUGAGCCGUUCCUUCGCAACAUCGACUGGGACGCAUGGUAUCCGAUCUACGGUGCUAGCUUUGCCCAAGCGGUCUCCGACGCGAUUGUGAUCACGUCCGAAGGCCGGGACUGGUACAAGAGUCUCCAGAACGCGUACCAGUCCCUCGAAACCGAGGAAGCGUACUGGAAAUCGCACCAGAUUUCGCACUUUCAGCUACAGUGGAGCAACGAUGCUCAGUUCAGCGUGCAAGAAUCGAUCUCAGUUGUCAACAUGCUCGGGUGGCGACACGACUUGACGCUUCAGUCGAUCUCAUUCGGCAAACGAGGCUCCAAGUGGACGACGUUUGCGCUCAACUGGGCCUUCUACAACAACCUCUGGGGUGCGGCGGUGACCAACGGAAGCCUCGUGCGCAGCGCCAGCAACUUUAUGGGCGACGCAACAAUGGAAUCUAUCCUCUUCCUCUAUCCGUUCACGCAGUGCAGUAUUAUCAUCCACGACCGCCUCGGUCCGUUCCAGUCCAUCGACACGUUUCUCAUUCCACCGCCACCGCAGCUCGUCGCCUCAUGUGCCCAGCUCCAAGCCGCCGUCAUCUUGGCACUGCAAGCAAACUUGACCCUUUUGCAUCUCUACGCGGCCUUGCUUACACCACUGCUCGAUCCUGUGCCUCUCUCGUGGCAGAGAUCCAGCUACACCUUCUUUGGCGGCAGCCCGUUCUGCCCGUUUGGCUCUGGCGCAAACUUUGUGCAGCCAUCCUUUACCUUUGACGAUACGUGCGGCAGUCAACAGUUGCGCACCUUGCAGCGCUGCGACCUCUGGUGUGUGCAACUCACUCGCGACCCAAACCUCGGCCAUUGCCAAUAAGCUGCUGACGAACGCUACACUCUCUGGCCUACUGACGCCAACA